Scleropages formosus (Asian bonytongue) is the source of this 907-nucleotide messenger RNA. Its product is annotated as protein BTG2. The transcript is spliced from 5 exons. NCBI's taxonomy places the organism in Eukaryota, Metazoa, Chordata, Actinopteri, Osteoglossiformes, Osteoglossidae. Bases 173 to 907 code for a protein of 244 amino acids. Gene Ontology annotation, cellular component: cytoplasm; nucleus. The record is from RefSeq and is a predicted model, not a curated record.
UACUAUCGAAGCGGGUUAAAAGGGAUGCGAGCGCACUGACUGACACUACUUAUUCUUCUCAGACGGAGGGCUGUUAUACACUAAGCAGGAACAUUACGCCACUGACUGUCAAAGGGUCGGAAAGGAGAGACGGAGGAAUCGGGCCGCGGAUUUUAUGAAACUACCGUGAGCAAUGAGGACAGAAGUGAGGGCCGCUGUGGACUUCCUGAGCAACCUUGCCCAAAGACGGGGAGGUGUGGACCAAGUUCGAGCCCGGCGCUUUGCGGAAAAGCUGGAGGAGCUGCUGUGCGAGAAGUACGCAAGCCACUGGUACCCGGAAAACCCCGGCAGGGGCCAGGCGUUCAGGUGCAUCAGGAUUAACCGCAGCGGACCCUUGGACGGGUCGGUGCUGAGAGCCUGUGAGGAGAGCGACCUCAGUCCGGCGGAGCUUGGUCUGCCGCCCGAGAUCACGGUGUGGAUCGAUCCCGAGGAAGUGUGCGUUCGGUUGAAGGAAGACCAGUCCUUUUUCAAACUCCAUUUUGAAAAGCAAGUGAUGAUGGGAGAAGGGUACGAGGGACCAUGGAAAACUGAAGGCAGCGUUAGCUCUGAGUGCCACUCGGCCAGCUCUUCCGACUGCGAAUCGGUGGUCUCAAGUGACUCUGAGGAACAGGGGAAGGAAGCCGCUUCAGUGGGUGAGCCGAGGCAAAGUGAAGAAGAGGAUGAACUCUGCUUACACGCUUCAGGGCCCAGGGUCCGGGAGUUACGGCAGUCAGGCUCAGGACGCCUGCCCCAGGUCCACGGACACCAACCUGUUUCCCGUCCUUGGCGCAUCAUCUGCAACACAGACUGCCCAGUAGACUCGGCCCCGAUGCUCGGAUACUACAUCUACCCGUACCCAAAGGCUGAUCCGCAGUUCGUCGUGAUCUAG